This is a messenger RNA of Eucalyptus grandis, 3043 nucleotides long. RefSeq names its product probable serine/threonine-protein kinase WNK5. Gene Ontology annotation, molecular function: ATP binding; protein serine/threonine kinase activity. Gene Ontology annotation, cellular component: cytoplasm. Lineage: Eukaryota; Viridiplantae; Streptophyta; Magnoliopsida; Myrtales; Myrtaceae. Gene Ontology annotation, biological process: protein phosphorylation; intracellular signal transduction. Bases 775 to 2658 code for a protein of 627 amino acids. The transcript is spliced from 7 exons. The record is from RefSeq and is a predicted model, not a curated record.
ACCACCAUCUUCGGCUCCUUUGUCUUCUGCUGCAGUUCCCUCCACCAUCUCUCUCUCUCCUUAUAACCUUGUGCUGUUUGUCUCUCUCUCUCCUGGUGAUUCCUCUCCCGUCCACAAAUGAUACUACCAAGGCGUAGCCACAGGUUCUUCAAGUUCAGAAUCUCCAGCACCCACCUCCUCCUCAGCGAUCACUCCCUCCUCUGAUCUCGACAUACAAAGAUCUCCCUCCCUCUCUCUCUUGCACGAAACUUCGUCCUCGUCCACAUAUCGGACACCCCCAGCUCCUUUCUUUUCUUACUUUUGGAACCCGGAUUCUCCUCCUGGUCCCCUCUCAUCUAAUUGCCUCCACUGUGCCCGGCGCUCCGCGCACAGGUCCUUUCUUAAGUUUCCUCCUCGUCCUCAUUACUACAUAUAUCGCGAAGGAGAAUUAUCGGUCGCCCGGAAAGACAAAUGAUCAACAAGGACUACGAGUUCUCGCGCGGCGUGGUGGAAAUGGCAUGGAUCAUGCUCAGCGUCGAUUACUCGAGGCUCUUCUGGCUGUUGUUCGGGGUCUUCUCCUAUGAGAAUCACGAAGGAAAGCCUCGGAUCUUCUUCUAGCGACCGCUCCCCUCUUCCCGUCCUUAGAAAAGUUUGUCCGUCCGCAGUAGUAAUAAAAGUAGUCGUAAUUCUCGCUUCUUCUCGAUCUCUAGCUUUAGUGAAUAAGAUAAAAAGUAUUUGGUAAGUGUUGGAAGACAAGAGCCUUCUCGAGAGGCUUGUUUGGAAUCGCCGUCAGCCAUGCAGAGGAUCGCAAGGGCCGCCGGAGGGUGUUUGGAUGCGGCAAACGGGUGGCCGGAGUAUGCCGAGACCGACCCAACCGGUCGAUACGGACGCUUUAGGGAGGUCUUGGGCAAAGGAGCGAUGAAGACGGUGUAUAGGGCAUUUGAUGAAGUGCUUGGAAUGGAGGUGGCUUGGAGCCAAGUGAAGCUCCACGAUGUUUUCCGCUCGCCAGAGGACCUCCAGAGACUCUACUCGGAGGUUCACCUCCUGAAGAAUCUCAAUCACGAGUCCAUCAUGAAGUUCUACACUUCAUGGGUCGAUCCCGAUCGGAGAACCUUCAACUUCAUCACCGAGCUCUUCACCUCCGGCACCCUCCGAGAGUAUAGGAGGAGGUAUCAAGGAGUGCACAUGCUAGCAAUUAAGAACUGGGCUCGCCAAAUCCUGAAGGGCCUCGCUUACCUCCAUAGCCAUGAUCCUCCAGUCAUACAUAGAGACCUCAAGUGUGACAACAUCUUUGUCAAUGGCCAUCUCGGCCAAGUCAAGAUCGGCGAUCUCGGUCUGGCCACUAUUCUUCGUGGAUCUCAACAUGCCCACAGCGUCAUAGGUACACCAGAGUUCAUGGCACCAGAACUGUACGAGGAAGAGUACGAUGAGCUAGUUGACAUAUAUUCCUUUGGCAUGUGCUUGCUUGAGAUGUUCACUUCCGAGUACCCGUACAGCGAGUGUUCGAACCCGGCUCAGAUAUACAAGAAAGUCACUUCGGGAAAGUUACCGGAGGCCUUUUAUCGGAUUCAAGAUGACGAAGCACGAGAGUUCAUCGGGAAAUGUCUGAAGAAGGCGUGCGAUAGAUUGCCCGCUCGAGAGCUCUUAUUGGAUCCCUUUCUUGCCUCCGAUGAUGGAGGACAGCUCCUGCUCGCGCCAAAAGCUUCAAGUGGAAGUUCGACUCCUAAAUCAACGGCGGCAGCAACGGAUUUAACGGUGCCACCAAUAAUUGUGGCCGAUCCUUUGAGGAAUACUGACAUGACUAUCACGGGUUCUAUGAAUUCGGAAGAUGACGCCAUCUAUCUCAGAGUGCAAAUUACUGAAAAAGAUGGACAUGCAAGAAACAUAUACUUUCCCUUUGAUAUCGUGAAUGACACUGCACUAGAUGUCGCUUUGGAGAUGGUAAGGGAACUGGAAAUUUCCGAUCGGGAGCCGAUAGAGAUCGCCAAGAUGAUUGAAGAGGAGAUAUCUACUCUCGUUCCGACGUGGAAAAGAUCCAGCCUCCCACUUAAGAAUCACCACAAUAGCUUCAGUUACGAAGAUGAUGACGAUGACGAGGAAACACGCCCGCCGUUUCACACUUCCUCCUCUUGUUCUUCUUCCCAUGCAUCUCUCCCAAGUUUCAACUCAGCAUUCCCUGAUGCGAAUCUCAAGGACGUCUGCAACAACAUGAUGAACAUCGGCCUGAAUUGGCUGCAAGAUCGUGAUGUCUGUGCGCAUGAUGAGGCAACUUCUCCAAGCUCAGUGAGCUCUCCAAAGUACUCGAAUUUCAGCUACUGCUCAAGCAAUGAAGAUGAUUACGAUACAAGUGCCCGUGGGGACCCUCAUUGCUUCGCGAAGACCCACCAAUCUACACGAUUCUGUCCUGAAGAGCGCAAUAGAGUGAACGAUAACUACCAACGGAACAAUGUGCAGUUCGACGCUCAGAGAGGUCAACAAUUCAUGAAAGGCAAGCAGAAGUUAACACGGAUCCAGUCGCUCGUGGACAUCCGGAGCCAGCUGUUGCACCGUUCUCUAGUGGAGGAGAUCAACAAGAGGCGCAUGUUCAAGACCGUCGGAGCAGUAGAAAACAUCGGAUAUCAAGAACCUUGUGACUUUGCCGGCACUUCUCGCAGAGAUAACGAGAAGCAACGAUUUUGAAUGGUGAAGUUGCUACUUCAAUUACGUGCCCAAUCGCCAUAUAUUGUAUUGGUGGCGGUUUUCCUAUUAGUUGUGUUACUUGUGUGGUUAGUAAUGCAUUGGACGAACAUGUAAGUGCUGAGUUCAUGAUGGUGCUUAUUCUGCGUGUUUGAAGUGUUUUGUAGUUCUGUGAUUGUAUGAACCUUGAGAUGUAUGCAUGGUUAUGAACCAUGAUUUGCAUGCGCUUGCAAUGUAAAAUGAUUUGCCUGCAGGCAUUAGACAUUCAGCGUUUUCCAAGGUUUACAUCUUUUAACUGAAAGGGCAAUGUUUGUGUCUGUUAGCGAUAGUAAGAAAUCUACUUGAUUGUGAAAAUCUUUCAAGAUUAUGUAUAUAUCUCAUUUGAUAA